This is a messenger RNA of Populus trichocarpa (black cottonwood), 1039 nucleotides long. Its product is annotated as thioredoxin-like protein AAED1, chloroplastic. The record is from RefSeq and is a predicted model, not a curated record. Lineage: Eukaryota; Viridiplantae; Streptophyta; Magnoliopsida; Malpighiales; Salicaceae. The transcript is spliced from 9 exons. Gene Ontology annotation, molecular function: antioxidant activity. Bases 59 to 841 code for a protein of 260 amino acids.
CCACCACCACUAAAACCCCUUCACCUCUACAGCUCCACUCCAUAGAAAGCAAAAGAAUAUGCCUGUCUUCGAAGCUAUGGCAGUUUUAUCUCCCUCCGCAGCGCUGUUAACGAAAACCCUCCAGCCAAAAAUCACCACCAAUCUCCAAACUCCUAUAUUCAUCAAUAAAUCCACAGGAAAGCUUGAGUCCAACAAAAUUAUUAGCAUUUGUUCCCCACAGCUAAGCAACACUAAAGCCUCUGCAAUCUCUGGAUCUCCAGGAAUCGAAGCUGGUUCUGGUUUAGUUAGUGAAGACACAACAAAUAUCUUGGAUACCGUGGAAGUGUUUGAUUUGAAUGGAAACGCAAUUCCAUUUUCUGAUUUGUGGAAAGAUAGGAAAGCUGUUGUUGCAUUUGCUCGGCACUUUGGAUGUGUACUUUGCCGGAGACGGGCUGAUUACCUUGCAGCCAAGAAGGAUAUAAUGGAUGCAUCUGGGGUGGCACUUGUUUUAAUCGGUCCUGGAAGUGUUGAUCAGGCAAAAACAUUCUCUGAGCAAACGAAAUUCAAAGGAGAAGUUUAUGCAGAUCCUAGCCACUCAUCAUACAAGGCAUUACAAUUUGUUUCUGGGGUCUCAACCACAUUUACUCCUAAAGCAGGCCUUAAGAUAAUACAGUCAUACAUGGAAGGGUAUCGACAAGACUGGAAACUUUCGUUUGAAGGGGACACUGUGGCUAAAGGCGGCUGGCAGCAAGGUGGAAUUAUAGUCGCAGGUCCUGGUAAAACGAAUAUCUCAUACAUCCACAAGGAUAAAGAAGCAGGGGAUGAUCCAGAUAUUGAAGAUAUAAUCAAAGCAUGUUGCUAGGGAGAGCACAUUUUGUUUUUUGGUCACGAAAGAACACAUACUUAAUUAUAACAUAAUCUCUUUUGAUUAUCAAAACUAAAUAAUUAGUUAUUGUAUUAUCAAUAAUUAAAUAGUUGAUUAUUAACAUGAUAGUACUUCGCUUGAGUUGUGACAAAAUGUAAAGCAAAGUUCAAUGAAAUCCAAGUCUUUUCACAACUA